AUGAUGGUGGGAACUGAAUCUCAGGACGAGGCGAACAUGCGUAUUCAGCAACUGCGCGAAAGGCUGGAGUUGUACAACGCUACUAUCAAUAGGGUUGUGGGUGCGGGAUCAGCUAGCACAACUAGCGACGGAGCUGCUAAGCGGAGUGAGACGCCCAAGAACGGCGCCGCGGUAUCGAAUUCUUCAAAUCAUAUCGAUACACAUUGCUUGCUCCCCAAAGCAAUGGCAUUCAACACUGCCUCUCAGAAAACCUAUGGUCCAACUAAAUUAGCAUCACAUCUAAAGAAAACAAAUGAUAGCAGGGGUGGUAACACAUUGAAUUCGCUCAAAGGUCCGACCGAAAGCCCUAUUAAAAAAAAUAAGAAACUAUCCCUCCUUAAAAAGACACUAAAUGGUGAUGAGAAAUCCCACACGGAAUUCACUGCGUUGGUAUCGAAAGAGCAUAUCGACAAAGAGGGUAAAUCGGAACCGGCACUCGCGGCACCUACGGUGUCCGUGGCCACCGCUAAGUCCCUAACACCGGAACCGGCAGUAUAUUCUGAUUUUAUAGAUACCGACGAAACGAAGGCCUCCAAUACUGGUGAAUCACCAUCAGUGCCCUCCGCUACAGUUAAUGAUGAUACUCAGAGGAAAGCACCCCUGGAAACCACCUGUAGGAACCAUACCCACCAAACGCCAUUUGUCGGUAGCAAACCCAUCCAAGGCUCUCCAUCUAGUCGCGUUCCGCCAAUCCCAGCCGUCUUUCAGACGUCAAGUACGUCAAGUAUGCGUCCAACCGCGGCGCAUCGUCUAUGGAACCUCCCUUCCACAACGGGCGACGCCGGACAUGAAGAGGGUGAGCACAAAAUUAAUGAAAAUAAUGUGAGCUCGGAAGACACCUCCACGAACGAGAUUGACAGCGAAAACUCUUCUAGCGGUGAAGAGAUAUUUAACAAGUUUUUAGAGAAAAUACUGGCCGUAAACCCUUCGAUGGAAAACGCGGUGCAAGAAACUUUGUCGAAUUCCUACUCUUUCCUAAAGCACACGGCGUUUAGGGAAGUUCAUGCUAAUCGUAAAGCGGGCAGUGAAAAAAAUCCAAAAAAGGUAGAUCGCUUCACGCCAUCACGGACAUCGGCGAAGCAUCUGGAUACGCCGGGAAUCACAGGGCGAGCGAACCUUCCCAAUCGCGAUCCCUCACGUUAUAGCAAUCCUCAAUCUACCCCAACGGAACCCAACUCCUCCACGUUUUUAUCCAAAUCAGCCUCCGAGCCCCUUUCCCCAGUACGCGAAGUGGAGGACAUCAAGAGCGAACAUCACCCUCUCCGUCACAAGGAAGGGCCACUGUUGAGUGAGGCCUCCAAUGACACAGGGAAGGUCCAACCCCGAAAGGUCCCAGCCCCAAAGGUGGCCUUUGAUCAGCUCGAAAUCGCCUUUCAGAAUUUAGAGGCGGUGGUGCACACAAUGCAGAAGGUGUACCGGCCAACAGGGCUCACAGCAUUCCCUCAAGAUUUGCCGCAAGCCGAACAUGCCGCCGCCCUUGCAUCCGUGCGGGACCGGCUAACUCGAGAAGAGGCUGAGCUCCGUGUAAAUCCGCCAAAGGGCCCGUCCUUGGAAUAUGUGAGGGAGACAUCAGGGGUGCAGGUGGAGGGACUUGCACGGCGGCUCAUUCAAGAAUGCGAGAAGGCAAUGGAUUCCCUCAAGGACGUCGAAGAGCGUCGCUGGAAGCUGCAGGAUCGACGUCAGUGCCUUGAAAUGCGUCGAAACGAAUUGAAAGAGCGGCAGAAGUCACGCUCUUUGAUUCUGGAUGAGAUCGAGCUACUACAAAAGCAAAACAAUGAGCAUGCUGCAGCUCUACGCGAUCGCGAAAAGAAAUACCUGGAGAAACUAGUGGAGCACAGCGCUCAAGAAAAGGACAUCCAGGAUCGGAUCGGUGAGGUGGAACAGCUUGGCCACAAGAUUACAUCGUGGCUACGCAUCCUAGAAGACCGGGAUACUAAUCUGUCUGCAAAAGAAGAAAAGUUGCGCCGUGUACAAGCUGACCUCCAGCGCCGAAUUAAAGAUGUACAGGCCUACAAGGAACUAAAGAAUCGCCUCGAGACGCAGGCUCUGCGGAGGGAAAUCACCUCGGAUUGA
Messenger RNA from Phytomonas sp. Hart1, 2112 nucleotides. The record is from the annotation of a GenBank genome assembly. Lineage: Eukaryota; Euglenozoa; Kinetoplastea; Trypanosomatida; Trypanosomatidae.